AUGAUUCAUCAGCAACAGGAGGCACAUCAGAAACUUGUUGAAGAGAUAGCUCGACUCAAAGAAAGACAAUCGGAGAUGACGGAAGACAACAGCCGCACUGGCGGUCAUAACGACGGCCACCACAAUGGCCACAAUAGCGGCCGAAACAAUGGUCGCCGUGAGGACAAUGGUCGCCCUCCGCGAUCACCUGAACUGCUACCUUUCACUGAAGAAGUUAUGCAAGCCAUAAUGCCCGAUCGACCACCCCCUCAAAUUGAAAAAUUUGACAGGACAACGGAUCCCGAACACCAUCUCCGAAAUUUCGUCGACUCCAUGGCUUUCUACUCCAACAGCAAUCCAGUCAAAUGCAGGGCCUUCUCCCUGUCUCUCAAAGACGAAGCCUUAGAAUGGUACUAUACUCUUCCUCCGAAUUCUGUUGACAGUUUUUAUACUGUCACCACUCUCUUCAAAAGACAAUUCUCGGCCAACCGGAGGGAAAGGGUGUCCACUGCCGAACUCGUCAAUCUCAAACAAGGGAGAGACGAACCGCUAAGGACAUUCAUGCGCAGAUACUCUAAAGCAGCCAGAAGGGUGAAGGGUGUCUCCCAUGAGUUCAUUAUCAACAACCUCCCCAACUGCCUCAAACCGGGGCGAUCGGGUGACAGGGGUCGUAAUCAAAGGCCCCCUCGAAGAGAACUUCCAGCUCCGCUCGAUCCUCGCUACGACCACUAUGCACACCUUACUGCUCUGAGGGAAAAGGUCUUCGACAAAGCCCUCCAAACCAACCUAAUCACCAUUCACAAAAGACGCACGCCUAGAGAUGCGGACGGAUCUAAAAUAUGUCGGUUUCAUGAUAACCGAGGACAUUCCAUAGAAGGCUGCCAAGGCCUUAAAGACGAAAUCGAGAGGUUAAUCCGUGCGCGGUAUCUGCGGGAAUUUGUUAAAGCAGAGACAGGCCAACGGGGACUUUCCCCCAGAAAAAUUAGGAGAAGCCCCAAGCCUUCGCGCCGAAAACCCGAACGCCCCCGAGAGCGUUCGAGAAGCCGAUCUAGAAAGCGAGAUACGACCCCAAAGGGUCGCAUUAACACCAUCUCAGGAGGCUUUGCUGGGGGAGGAGCCUCAUCCUCAGCCCGCAAGAGACACUUGCGGAACUUGCGUAGCGUCCACACGAUAGCUCGAAACCCUUUGUCAAUGUCGGACAUCACUUUCAUCGACAAGGAUUUUCACGCCCCGGACCCGGAACAGGAUGAUCCUAUGGUCAUUACUGCCCGAAUUGCACAGUAUGAUGUGAGCAAGGUUCUGAUUGACCAAGGAAGUUCGGUCAACAUUUUAUACUGGACAACAUUCCAGAAGAUGGCCCUGACAGAAGAUGCCAUAACACCCUUUCACGAACAGAUUGUUGGUUUCGCAGGAGAACGCGUUGACACCUGGGGAUACCUCGACUUGAGAACCCGCCUGGGUACCGGUGACCAAUCCAAAGAAAUCCGUCUGCGCUUCUUAUUAGUAGAAGCCAAUACUUCAUAUAAUGCUCUUCUUGGGCGUCCAUGCCUGAACGCCUUCGGAGCGAUUGUGUCAACUCCUCAUUUGGCGAUGAAGUUCCCGUCCGGAAGCGGCGAAAUAUGCACCGUUCGAGCAUAUCAGAAAACCGCUCGACAAUGUUACAUCGCUUCCUUAAAAGCCACGACUUACAGAAAGGAGAGAAGGCCUGAAGCUAUAUUGGUCGACCUAGACCCGAGGACCAACACAGACGACCAGAUUCAACCCUAG
Messenger RNA from Vigna radiata var. radiata (mung bean), 1746 nucleotides. RefSeq lists its product as uncharacterized. Bases 1 to 1746 code for a protein of 581 amino acids. The record is from RefSeq and is a predicted model, not a curated record. NCBI's taxonomy places the organism in Eukaryota, Viridiplantae, Streptophyta, Magnoliopsida, Fabales, Fabaceae. The transcript is spliced from 2 exons.